ACAAAAACAUCCGCAGCCCCCCGAAAUCCGGAGGACGAGGGCGAGGAGGGAGGGGCGGAGUGGGUGAUUGCAGACGAUAUGCAACAUUAGGUGUAGAAAAAUAUCAUUUCUAGCCAUUAUGGCACGUAAAAAUUACUACUUUUACUUCAUGGCGCAUUGAAAACUAGAAGGGUUCCUCAAAAAGAGGGGCGUCAGUAUGGCUCGUCAAGUAGUGGCGACAAUUGCCAUACUUUUCGCCCUGUUUGCAGUGUUCUGCAUUGUUCAGGGUUCUGAGGGAGACCAGUCCCCUUUCUAUCGCAACUGCAUAGACAAGUGCAUUCAAGCAAAUUGUACCAAAGGUGGUAAAUUUUCCAACACAAGCAAUGUUCAUUAUUCAACAUUAGAUACCAUAAUUGGGUGGACUUGUCAAGAUGAAUGCAGGUAUACAUGUAUGUGGCCAACUGUUGAAGCGUUCCGAGGAAGAAAGUGGAAUGUUCCGCAGUUCCAUGGCAAGUGGCCCUUUGUUCGUGUUUUGUGCAUGCAAGAAGUGGCAUCUGUCACAUUUUCCAUCUUAAAUUUCAUUGUUCAACUCAAUGAAUGGCGGAAGUUCCGGAAAGAAGUCAACCCUGACUAUCCAUUUUAUUGGAUGUGGUCAUUCUAUGUGAUGAUCUGUCUUAAUUCAUGGGUAUGGUCUAUUGUCUUCCAUGCACGGGAUACUUCAUUUACUGAAAUUAUGGAUUAUGUGUCAGCCUUUUCAGUAGUGACAUAUUUUUUGUUCUGUUUUGGGGCAAGAGUUGGAAGCCAUUUAUUCCGAGGAGCAACUGUUGUCCACGCAUGUCUUUGCAUUGCACUGUAUGUCUUCCAUGCAACAUAUUUAUUAUUUGUGAAGUUGGAUUAUGGUUACAAUAUGAUUGUCAACAUAAGUGUUGGUGGUAUAACAUCUAUUGUCUGGUUUGCCUGGUGUGUUAAAAAGCAGAGAGAAUUACCACACACUCACUAUUUGAUGCAUUUUUUACUCGGUUUGUGGGCAACAAUGCUUUUUGAGAUUCUUGACUUCGAACCAAUUUAUUGGAUUUUUGAUGCUCAUGCCAUUUGGCAUUGCACAACAAUUCCAUUGCCAUACCUGCUUUUUAGAUUUGUGAAAGCUGACUGCAAGUACUUACACAAGGAGAAAGAGAAAAAUAUUUGAUUAUUGCUUUUUUUCUUUAGAAGCUUAAUGCCUAUCUAAAGACAGUCUUAAAUGUUUUUGAAAGUAUUACCAAAGGACUGAAUAUGCAGAUCGUUUUAAAUCUGCCUAUGUGACACUAGUCAGUUGUGGGCUUAGUGUACUUGUGUAAACACUGCAUGUGCGAGAUGUGAAAUCAAACAAUGGAUGUGAGUUUGCAGAUUUAAUCCAAGAAAGUAGUUGUUUCAUUUUCUGCUUUUAAAUUGCGCUGUAUGGUUUUGAACACCAAUUGGACACAGUUACCCGCACUUCUUUGGUCACAUAAAAAUAACUAUUACAGAAAAUUCAUUUUAAAGGUAAAAUCAGAUGAAUUUUUGUAAGACCACAGUCCAUUCUAUUUCUCUGCAGCUAAUGUCUGUUGUUUGAGUUUGGUCCCAUAGUCAACAAAAGCCAUAAAUACCAAGUCAUAUUUUGUUUUUCUUCUCUCUUUCUUUAACACUAAAAUUUCUCUUAUAUAAUUGUGAAGUCUAUGUAUGCAUUUAAUGUUGGCAUUUAAUUUUUGUCUAGAACUCAUCUUCUAUAAGUAGUGCCUUUUCUUAGCUGUAACUUGCAAGGGGAAUGCUACCUUUCCUGUGACUUAGUUUGUUUCAACAAGUUUACAGUCAGAAUUUGAGUCUGUUUCAUGAAAAUUUUACAAGUUAUUUGACUUGAUUUCAGUUUUAAAAUUGGAAAGGAUUUAGUAUUUGCCUGUAAAGCUACCAUUUCAUUGUAGUGCCUUUCUCAUUCUUCUUAUUAUAACUAUCGUUGCACCCUCUUUCAUAUUUUAACUAUUACCUGUGACACUUGUUAUGUUUGGCUUCACUCUUGGUUGUAAUCCAUGAGUUAAAAAUUUAUAUCGUCUUUACUUUCUUAUCAAUUAGGUGUGGUGCAGUACCAUUCCACCCAUAAGUUACAGUAAAAGUCUGUUGUAGCAAAUUGCCCAGAUAUUUUUUUUGUUAAAUUUGUUAUUUUGUGGAUUGUGGAUGCGAGGAUGGCUGCUUCUUGCUCCAUCUGUCUUUUGGAUGUAUCGUGUCCAAGGUUAAUUGUGUUGUUAAUUUUGUUCUUUGUUUGCAAUGAAUGAGUCCUCUGUUUAUGUCUCUUCCCAAUUUGACAGAGCUCUAGGGAGAUAACCUGUAUAAUGUAUUUUUAUUUUAUUUCUUACUUGAUGUUUGUUGUACUUUAUGCAUGAAUGUGAAAUAGGUAUUCAAGCACAAACUGACUGCAGCACCCACUGGCUAAAAAAAUGUGGAUCACUUACUUUAAAUUAACCUUCUGAACAUGUAUGUGUUCAAUAUGAAUUAUCAUUUUUAAGCUAUGCCCAGAUUGCACUGAAAUGAGUCUUUGUGUUCAGUCCAAAAAUUUUUUUGGUGCUUUGGGACCCAAUGACAGAUUUUUAUUAAAUUCUUAAUAAAAUGGAUAAUAUGA
Molecule: messenger RNA, 2608 nt
Organism: Thrips palmi
Lineage: Eukaryota; Metazoa; Arthropoda; Insecta; Thysanoptera; Thripidae
Gene: PGAP3
Product: post-GPI attachment to proteins factor 3
Exons: 7
Coding region: 197-1168 (323 amino acids)
Biological process (GO): GPI anchor biosynthetic process
Cellular component (GO): endoplasmic reticulum membrane
Molecular function (GO): hydrolase activity, acting on ester bonds
Source: RefSeq, a predicted model, not a curated record